Molecule: messenger RNA, 2493 nt
Organism: Monopterus albus (swamp eel)
Lineage: Eukaryota; Metazoa; Chordata; Actinopteri; Synbranchiformes; Synbranchidae
Gene: il1rapl1a
Product: interleukin 1 receptor accessory protein-like 1a
Exons: 11
Coding region: 1-2088 (695 amino acids)
Biological process (GO): negative regulation of exocytosis; signal transduction
Source: RefSeq, a predicted model, not a curated record
AUGCCUAAGGACAAAUAUCCAUCCAUUGAACUCCUUAUAUGGUCAGUGGAUUACCUAAAAUACCGGGUGCUACAAGGUGAGCCAGUACGGCUGAAGUGCGCUCUGUUUUAUGGUUAUAUUCGGGCCAACUACAGCCAGGCACAGAGUGUGGGUCUCAGCCUCAUGUGGUACCGCAGCUCUGGCUUGGGCCACAGCGACUUUGAGGAGCCCAUCUCUUUUGAUGGCGUGCACAUGAGCAAGGAGGAGGAUGCCAUCUGGUUCAGACCUGCUGACCUCCAGGAUGUGGGCCUCUACUCCUGUGUCUUACGGAAUUCAACAUACUGCAUGAAGGUGUCCAUGUCUUUGAUCGUGGCAGAAAAUGACACAAAUCUGUGCUAUAACUCCAACAUGAGGCGAGCUGAAAAGGCUGAGCUCAGCAAGAGUAAAGAAAUCCUCUGUCCUGACAUCGAUGACUACGUUGAACCAGGCAAAGAGAUAGACAUCACCUGGUACAAGGAGUGCCGUCCAAAGCAGUGGCGUGCCAGCAUCAUCCAGAAAAGAGACAUUCUCUCAAUCCAGGAAGUAAAGGAAGAUGAUAUUGGGAAUUAUACCUGUGAAAUUCAGUUUGGUGGUUUUUUGGUCAGGAGGACAACUGAACUCACAGUAACUGCUCCUUUGACUGACAAGCCGCCAAAGAUCCUGUUUCCCUCGGAAAACAAGAUUAGCAAUAUGGAACUUCAGCUAGGAAGUGCUUUGAACCUGACUUGCCGGGCGUUUUUCGGCUACAGCGGCGACGUUAGCCCGCUCAUCUACUGGAUGAAAGGAGAGAAGUUCAUAGAGGACCUCGAUGAAGAGAGAGUCCAGGAGAGUGAAAUCAAGGUGGUCAAAGAGCAUCUCGGUGAACAGGAAGUGGCCAUUUCCUUGACUAUUGACUCUUUAGAGGAGGAGGACCUGGGAAAUUAUUCCUGUUAUGUGGAAAAUGGUAAUGGUCGUCGCCAAGCAACCGUCCAGCUCUUCAGGCGGGCAGAGCUCAUGUACACAGUGGAGCUGGCAGGAGGGCUGGGAGCGAUCCUACUGCUACUGAUCGUUCUCAUCUCCAUCUACAAAUGCUACAAGAUCGAGCUGAUGCUUUUCUAUAGGAGGCACUUUGGCAGUGAGGACGUGGAUGGAGAAAACAAAGACUAUGAUGCAUACCUGUCCUACACCAAAGUGGACCCUGACCAGUGGAGUCAGGAGACCAGAGAGGAAGAACGCUUCGCCCUGGAAAUCCUCCCCGAUGUCCUGGAGAAACAUUAUGGCUACAAACUCUUCAUCCCAGAUCGAGAUCUCAUUCCAACAGGAAGUCUCACCAAUGAGCAUUACCAGGAUGACACACGACUGUUUAGAGCCUACAUAGAGGAUGUGGCACGGUGUGUUGACCAAAGCAAACGCCUCAUUAUAGUGAUGACACCCAACUAUGUGGUGCGACGAGGCUGGAGCAUCUUUGAGCUGGAGACACGACUGCGCAACAUGCUGGUAACUGGUGAGAUUAAAGUCAUCCUGAUUGAGUGUGCUGAGUUGCGCGGCAUCAUGAACUACCAGGAGGUGGAGGCUCUUAAGCAUACCAUCAAAAAUCUCACUGUCAUCAAGUGGCGCAGCCCCAAGAGCAACAAGCUCAACUCCAAGUUCUGGAAGCAGCUGCAGUACGAGAUGCCAUUCAGGCGCACAGAGCCCAUGCUCACCCAUGAGCCGGCGCUGGACGUCAGCGAGCAGGGCCCCUUUGGAGAGUUGCAAACCGUCUCUGCCAUCUCCAUGGCAGCAGCCACAUCCACCGCCAUGGCCACCGCCCACCCAGAGCUGCGUUCCUCUUUCCACAACACCUACCACACCACCAUGAGGCAGAAACACUACUACCGCAGCUACGAGUUUGACAUACCCCCAGGAGGGACCCUGCCACCUCUCUCCUCCCUGGGGAACCAGCACACCUACUGCAACAUCCCACUGACACUGCUGAACGGUCAGAGGCCUCCCGGGAAGAGCCGGGAGCACAGCCUGGAGGAGGCGCACGCUAACAAUGCCAUGCUUCCCCUGCUGCCCAGGGAAACCAGCAUCUCCAGUGUCAUCUGGUAAUGAUGAACAGACUCAGCAUCAGCUGUAGGAAGAUCAGUCAGAGUCAGGCACGGCCAGGCUCUGGCUGGCAACUCUAAGGAAUGCAAAGCAUGGUUUUCAGAGGAAAAUCUUUUGGAUAGAUUCGGUUCCAACUGUUUUUAACUGGCAGCAAGUAGUGGAGAUACAGCAGGUUUUGGACACUGUUACCCUUGUUUUUUUUUCAAGUGGACAGCACUUCUGUUACAGUGGACGUUUUCUAUGUGAAACUACAGGAGAUUUAACGAAAACAUGGUUUCAUCAACUAGCAAGAGACGGACUUGCAAGAACUCCACUCUAAAGAACCGACCUACUAUAAUAACAAGUGUGCACAUAGAUGCAUACACACACACUAACACAUGUGCAUACAUAUAUACAAACACAAGGAAA